This is a messenger RNA of Staurois parvus, 274 nucleotides long. The record is from the annotation of a GenBank genome assembly. Lineage: Eukaryota; Metazoa; Chordata; Amphibia; Anura; Ranidae.
AUGUGCAGUAAUGAGGCUGCAGUGAUGGGCACUGAUAGGCUGCACUGAUGUACACUGAUAGGUGGCACUGAUGGGCACUGACUUACCCAGGGGCGGACUGACAACUCAUAGGACCCACCGGGCAAUAGGGGAUCAUGGGGCCCCUGUUUCCUUGCCCAAACUCAAAAAAGCCUAUGAAAAAGGUACCAGGGGCAUCUCAUGGGGCUCCCUACUGACCCCGGGCCCUCGGGCAAUGCCCGAGUUUCCAAAUGGUCAGUCCGCCCCUGCACUUACC